Antechinus flavipes (yellow-footed antechinus) is the source of this 3275-nucleotide messenger RNA. RefSeq names its product carcinoembryonic antigen-related cell adhesion molecule 18-like. Bases 355 to 1455 code for a protein of 366 amino acids. Lineage: Eukaryota; Metazoa; Chordata; Mammalia; Dasyuromorphia; Dasyuridae. The record is from RefSeq and is a predicted model, not a curated record. The transcript has 6 exons.
GAGACCAAAUAGCAUUCAGGGUGGGAGAGAAGUCAGGGGUUUGGAAGGGGUGGGGGAAGAGACAGAUACAGACAGAAAGAAAAAAAAAAGCAGAAAGAGAGAAAUAGGUUGAAAGAGAACACAGAAACGGAGAGAGACCCAAUAAAAGAGAGCGAGAAGCAGAGAGAGACAGAGACAGAGACAGACGCAAAGACAGAGACAGAAGGAAGGAGACAGAGUGAGGACACAGAGGAGGCUGGGUGAGGGCAGAGUAGGGUAAGACUAGCCUUGUGGGGCUGACUCAAGAUCAAGAGCAGAGCAGCUGAGUCUUCUCAGGAGACGGAGCACAGCCUCCCACCGCAGGAGCACCCCAACAUGGAGCUUCCCUCAGGGGCUCUCCUUGGGACCGGCAUCCACUGUCAGAGGCUCCUGCUCACAGCCAUCCUGCUUGCCUCCACGGCAACUGCUCAACUGACUCUCUCCCCUAAGAACCCAGAAUGGAUAGAGGGAUAUCCAUUCAUCUGGAAAAUCAACGGAGCCCCCACCGGUGAUGUCAACUAUACAUGGUACCGGGGGGACGGAACUAAUGAACUAAACAUGGUGGCCUCAUAUGUCUCCCCCCCUCCACGCUGGAUCAUUGGCCUUGCAAACACCGGACGGGAGAACGUGACUGCUCAGGGCUUCCUGAAUAUCACAAAAGUAGAGAUGAGGGAUGCUGGGAAUUACACAAUAGUAGUGACCACCCCUGAGGGAUCGCAGGAGGCCACUGGACAGAUGCGAGUCUGGGAGGACGUGCUCCAACCCGACAUCACAGUAAACACCACCUCGGCAGCAGAGUUGAUGGACAUUGUGAACUUCACGUGCCAUCCCAGAAACAGCGGCAACAUGCAGAUUAAGUGGUACUUGAACUACGGGCCAGUGUCACAGGGAGAUCAGUGGACUCUGUCCCCAGACAACAGGACCCUCACGGGCUGGGUCACUCGCUUCCAGAAAGGGCCCUUUUACUGCCAAGUGUCAAACCCGAUCUUCUCAGAGAGGAGCAUCUUUAAGUAUCUGGAUAUAUACUAUGGGCCAGAUUCCAUAUCCCGGAAAUCCUCCCCUCCGACCUAUGGUGGCAGAAUCGAAUCUCGACUGGGCUACGGCGUGGAAAUGGAGUGUAGCACGACGUCAAAUCCCGCAAGCCGCUAUCGAUGGCUUCGCAAUGGCAUUGCUCUGCAGAGCACUACCAGCACUUACAACAUCAGUAGCAUGUCCUUGGCAGAUGUGGGCACCUACAGGUGCAUUGCAGAGAACCCCAAGACCCAGGUAGUUCUCUAUUCAACUGUCGUCCUCAGAGUUUAUGAGGACCUUUCUUUCUCAAAUGGGAUUCCCUACGUCCUCCCCCAAGGAGCUGUCAUAUUCUUCAGCAUUGGUGUCAGCCUGGGCCUGUUAAGUCUCAUAGGAGCUUUGAUUUUCUACCUGGUCUCCAGACGGUGACUGAAGUUGAGGGAAAUGCUAUCCAUUUCCAGAGGGGGAAAAAACAGAUGGAGUGUGAAUGCAGAUCAAAGCACACUAUUUUUCACUCUGUUUUUCUUGGAGUGUGAAUGAAGAUCAAAGCACACUAUUUUUCAUUCUGUUUUUCUUGGACUUUUGUUGGUCAGUAUUUCCUUGCAUAACAUGACAAAAAGACAAUGUAUUUUAUGUGAUUAUAACCAAAUUGCUUGCUUUUUCAAUAAGGGAUAGGGAAAGGAGAGAGGGAGGAUGAGAAUUUGAAACUCAAAACCUUAAAAAAAAAAAAAAAGAAUGUUCAAAUUGCCUUACAUGUAAUUGGGGAAAAUUAAAUAGUAAUUAUUUAAAUAUUCUGCAAGCAAUAAAAUAUUCUUCAAAAAUAUGUCAGCCAAGAAUUAUCAGAAGUAUAGCCUGGUUUUUGAUGAGGCAAAAGAACUAGAGUUAAAAUUGCCAACAUUUGCUGGAUUAUGGAGAGGGCAAGAGAGUUCCAGAAAGCAUCUCCUUCCAUCUCAGUGACUUGACUGCACUAAAACCUUUGAUUGUGUGAAUCACCACAAAAUGGGGCAAGUCUUCAAAGAGACGGUAGUGCCAUGUCAUCUUAUUUGUCCCCUUAGGAACCUGGAUGGGAACCAAGAAGCAAUAGUUAGAAUCAGACUUGGAACUACUAUUUGUUUAAGAUUAGAAAAAGAGUUACAUGCUGACAGCAAAAAAAUAAAGAGGAAUUAAGAAGCCUCUUGAAGAGAGUGGGGAAAAAAGCAUGUAAAAGUUGUCUUAAAGCUUAACAUCAAAAAGAAAAAAAAAAAAAAAAGCCUAAGGUUAGGUAUACAAGACACAAUAGUAAUCUACAGUUUGAUAAAGCCAAAGACUCUGGCUUCUGGAAUAAGAACUUACUAUUUGACAAAAAUUGCUGAAAACACUGGGAAAUGAUAUAACAGAAACUAGGCACUGAUCAACAUCUCUCCCCCACACCAAGAUAAGGUCAAAGUCAGUGUCUGACUUCUUUUGCCUUAUCAAAGUAGAUGAUUUAGACAUAAAGUGAGAUCCUACAAGCUAGGGAAAUCAAGGAAUAGUUUACCUGUCGGAUCUAUAGAGAAGGGCAUAAUGUAAAACCCAAACAGGAAAUAGAAAACAUUAUGAAGUGAAAGAUAGAUCAUUCUGAUUAUGUUAAAAUAGAAAGUUUUUGCACAAAUUAAGCCCAAGCAACAAAAUUAGAAAGGAAGCAGAAAGCUCGAGAAAAAAUCCCUAUAUAGACAAUCUUUCUGAUAAAGGACUCAUUUCUAAAAUAUGUAGAGAACUGAGUCAAAUUUAUAAACAUACAAAUCUUUCUUCACUUGAUAAAUAAUCAAAUGAUAUGAAGAGUUUUCAGAUGAAGACAUUAAAGUCUUUUAUAAUCAUAUGAAAAAAAGUGUUCUAAAUCACUAUUGAUUAGAGAAAUACAAAUUAAAACAACUGUGAGGUACCUCCCUGAUAUGUAUUAGAUUGGCUAAUGUGACAGAAAAGGAAAAUGAUAAAUGUUGGAAAAGAUGUGAGAAAACUGGGACACUAAUGCAUUAUUGGUGGAGUUGUAAACUGAUCCAACCAUAAGAAGAGCAAUUUGAAACUAUGCCCAAAGAGCUAUCAAAUUGUACAUACUCUUUGAUAUAGAAAUACCACUAGGUCUGUACCUCAAAGAGAUCAUUAAAAAAAUAGAAAAUUGGAAAAUGAGUGUAUGCCCGUUAUCUGGGGAAUGGUUGAACAAAUUGUGGUAUAUGAAUGUAAUGUAAUACUAUUAUUCUACAAUAAAUGUUGAUCAGGAAGAUUUCAGAAAA